Molecule: messenger RNA, 651 nt
Organism: Prorocentrum cordatum
Lineage: Eukaryota; Dinophyceae; Prorocentrales; Prorocentraceae
Source: the annotation of a GenBank genome assembly
GGAGGAGAAGGCGGAGGAAAGCUUCAGACUCGCCGAGCCGCGGCCACUCGCCGCGCGGGCGCUCCCCGGCGAGCGCAGCGAUGGCGGCGGAUGCGCCGACGCCGCCGCACGAAGGCCAGCUGGCGGGCGGCGCGCGCGCGCCAGUGCGCCUGAGCCUAUACGACCUGGACGGGUGCACUGGCUGGCUGCUGAACGGGAAGAACGGUUCACGUGCCCGGUGGACCGGCCUGGGGCUCUUCCAUUGCGCCAUCGAGGUGCACGACUGGGAGUUCGCCUUCGUGUAUUAUUGGGACUGCUGGGAGUCCGACCAGGUCACGGGAGUCAUCCGGUCGCCGCCGCGGCAGGACCCUACGUUCGGGGUCGGCUUCCGAGGCUCCCUGGAGCUGGGCAGCACCCGGAGGUCGCCGGCGGAAGUCACGGCCAUGCUCCAGGACCUCGGCGGGGAGUGGAGGUCGAACAGGUACCACCUGAUCAGGCGCAACUGCGUCACCUUCUGCGAGGAGCUGGCGGGCCUCCUCGAGGUCCAGUUAAGUCUGGCGUGUCCCUCUAUAGGAGGAAUAUUCAAGACUAGUCACAAAAUAGUCUGGGGACGAUGUUUCAAGUAAUUUUGACUAUUGUUGAGCAUGUCUUGUUGAUUACCUAACAGCGAAG